Molecule: messenger RNA, 270 nt
Organism: Cavenderia fasciculata
Lineage: Eukaryota; Evosea; Eumycetozoa; Acytosteliales; Cavenderiaceae
Gene: sec61g
Product: protein transport protein SEC61 gamma subunit
Exons: 2
Coding region: 1-270 (89 amino acids)
Biological process (GO): protein targeting; post-translational protein targeting to membrane, translocation
Cellular component (GO): membrane; Ssh1 translocon complex
Molecular function (GO): transmembrane protein transporter activity
Source: RefSeq, a predicted model, not a curated record
AUGGAUUUAGUAGAAGAGACCGCCGCUCCAUUAAAGGAGUUCUUUAAGAAUUCUAUGCGUUUGUUCCGCAAGUGCACCAAGCCAGAUCAAAAUGGUAAAAGAUUAGAUAGACAGAGAUCACACGAUUCAGAUGAUGAUCAUAUCUUUUAUAAGAAAUUCCAAAAGAUUGCACUUGCUACUUUAAUUGGUUUUGCUAUUAUGGGUUUCAUUGGUUUCUUUGUAAAGUUGAUUCAUAUUCCAAUCAAUAAUAUCCUUGUCGGUGGUGUAUAA